CGGGGCUGCUACCUCCCUGGGCGCGCCCUGGCUGGAGGGGCGCAGUCUGCGUGCAGGCAGGCGGUCGCCAGCGCUCCAGCUGCGGCUGUAGGCUUUCCAAUUCUGCCGGCUCGGCUAGGGCUGGGCUAGCCUGGGUGCCAGUGGCUGCUAGCGGCAGGCGUCCCCUGAGCAACAGGAGCCCAAAGAAAAAGAAGCAGCCCUGAGAGAGCGCCGGGAAAAGAGAGGCCCGCGCCCUCCCCUGGGGCCAGAUUCUGCGAGUGCACUAGGUGGGGAUGGUCAGCCGGCUAGGUAGCAAGCCUCUUAUGUGAGGAGCUGAAGAGGAAUUAAAAUAUACAGGAUGAAAAGAUGGCAACGUUGCCUCCCCCAGGACCUCAGAGCUUUGUCCACUUCACAAAACAGUCUCUUGCCCUCAUUGAACAACGCAUUGCUGAAAGAAAAUCAAAGGAACCCAAAGAAGAAAAGAAAGACGACGAUGAAGAAGCCCCAAAGCCAAGCAGCGACUUGGAAGCUGGCAAACAGCUGCCCUUCAUCUAUGGGGACAUUCCUCCCGGCAUGGUGUCAGAGCCCCUGGAGGACCUGGACCCCUACUAUGCAGACAAAAAAACUUUCAUAGUAUUGAACAAAGGGAAAACAAUCUUCCGUUUCAAUGCCACACCUGCUUUAUAUAUGCUUUCUCCUUUCAGUCCUCUAAGAAGACUAUCUAUUAAGAUUUUAGUACACUCCUUAUUUAGCAUGCUCAUCAUGUGCACUAUUCUGACAAACUGCAUAUUUAUGACCUUGAGUAACCCACCGGACUGGACCAAAAAUGUCGAGUACACUUUUACUGGAAUAUAUACUUUUGAAUCACUUGUAAAAAUCCUUGCAAGAGGCUUCUGUGUAGGAGAAUUCACUUUUCUUCGUGACCCGUGGAACUGGCUGGAUUUUGUCGUCAUUGUUUUUGCGUAUUUAACAGAAUUUGUAAACCUAGGCAAUGUUUCAGCUCUUCGAACUUUCAGAGUAUUGAGAGCUUUGAAAACUAUUUCUGUAAUCCCAGGCCUGAAGACAAUUGUGGGGGCUUUGAUCCAGUCAGUGAAGAAGCUUUCUGAUGUCAUGAUCCUGACUGUGUUCUGUCUGAGUGUGUUUGCACUAAUUGGACUACAGCUGUUCAUGGGAAACCUGAAGCAUAAAUGUGUUCAGAAUACACUUGAAAAUAAUGAAACAUUAGAAAGCAUAAUGAAUACCCUAGAGAGUGAAGAAGACUUUAGAAAAUAUUUUUAUUACUUGGAGGGAUCCAAAGAUGCUCUCCUUUGUGGUUUCAGCACAGAUUCGGGCCAAUGUCCAGAGGGGUACACCUGUAUGAAAAUUGGCAGAAACCCUGAUUAUGGCUACACGAGCUUUGACACUUUCAGCUGGGCCUUCUUAGCCUUGUUUAGGCUAAUGACCCAAGAUUACUGGGAAAACCUUUACCAACAGACGCUGCGUGCUGCUGGCAAAACCUACAUGAUCUUCUUUGUCGUAGUGAUUUUCCUGGGCUCCUUUUAUCUAAUAAACUUGAUCUUGGCUGUGGUUGCCAUGGCUUAUGAAGAACAGAACCAGGCAAACAUUGAAGAAGCUAAACAGAAAGAAUUAGAAUUUCAACAGAUGUUAGACCGACUUAAAAAAGAGCAAGAAGAAGCUGAGGCAAUCGCAGCAGCAGCAGCUGAAUAUACAAGUAUUAGGAGAAGCAGAAUUAUGGGCCUCUCAGAGAGUUCUUCUGAAACAUCCAAACUGAGCUCUAAAAGUGCUAAAGAAAGAAGAAACAGAAGAAAGAAAAAGAAUCAAAAGAAGCUCUCCAGUGGAGAAGAAAAGGGAGAUGCUGAGAAAUUGUCCAAAUCAGAUUCAGAGGAGAACAUCAGAAGAAAAAGUUUCCACCUUGGUGUGGAAGGGCAUAGGCGAGCACAUGAAAAGAGAUUGUCUACCCCCAAUCAGUCACCACUCAGCAUUCGUGGCUCCUUGUUUUCUGCAAGGCGAAGCAGCAGAACAAGUCUUUUUAGUUUCAAAGGCCGAGGAAGAGAUAUAGGAUCUGAGACCGAUUUUGCCGAUGAUGAGCACAGCAUUUUUGGAGACAAUGAGAGCAGAAGGGGCUCAUUGUUUGUGCCCCACAGACCCCAGGAGCGACGCAGCAGUAACAUCAGCCAAGCCAGUAGGUCCCCACCAAUGCUGCCGGUGAACGGGAAAAUGCACAGUGCUGUGGACUGCAACGGUGUGGUCUCCCUGGUUGAUGGACGCUCAGCCCUCAUGCUCCCCAAUGGACAGCUUCUGCCAGAGGUGAUAAUAGAUAAGGCAACUUCUGAUGACAGCGGCACAACCAAUCAAAUACACAAGAAAAGGCGUUGUAGUUCCUAUCUCCUUUCAGAGGAUAUGCUGAAUGAUCCUAACCUCAGACAGAGAGCAAUGAGUAGAGCAAGCAUAUUAACAAACACUGUGGAAGAACUUGAAGAGUCCAGACAAAAAUGUCCACCUUGGUGGUACAGAUUUGCACACAAAUUCUUGAUCUGGAAUUGCUCUCCAUAUUGGAUAAAAUUCAAAAAGUAUAUCUAUUUUAUUGUAAUGGAUCCUUUUGUAGAUCUUGCAAUUACCAUUUGCAUAGUUUUAAACACAUUAUUUAUGGCAAUGGAACAUCACCCAAUGACUGAGGAAUUCAAAAAUGUACUUGCUAUAGGAAAUUUGGUCUUCACUGGAAUCUUUGCAGCUGAAAUGGUAUUAAAACUGAUUGCCAUGGAUCCAUAUGAGUAUUUCCAAGUAGGCUGGAAUAUUUUUGACAGCCUUAUUGUGACUUUAAGUUUAGUGGAGCUCUUUCUGGCAGAUGUGGAAGGACUGUCAGUUCUGCGAUCAUUCAGACUGCUCCGAGUCUUCAAGUUGGCAAAAUCCUGGCCAACAUUGAACAUGCUGAUUAAGAUCAUUGGUAACUCGGUAGGGGCUCUAGGUAACCUUACCUUAGUGUUGGCCAUCAUCGUCUUCAUUUUUGCUGUGGUCGGCAUGCAGCUCUUUGGUAAGAGCUACAAAGAAUGUGUCUGCAAGAUCAAUGAUGACUGUACACUCCCACGGUGGCACAUGAACGACUUCUUCCACUCCUUCCUGAUUGUAUUCCGCGUGCUGUGUGGAGAGUGGAUAGAGACCAUGUGGGACUGUAUGGAGGUUGCUGGUCAAGCUAUGUGCCUUAUUGUUUACAUGAUGGUCAUGGUCAUUGGAAACCUGGUGGUCCUAAACCUAUUUCUGGCCUUAUUAUUGAGUUCAUUUAGUUCAGACAAUCUUACAGCAAUUGAAGAAGACCCUGAUGCAAACAACCUCCAGAUUGCAGUGACCAGAAUUAAAAAGGGAAUAAAUUAUGUGAAGCAAACCUUACGUGAAUUUAUUCUAAAAGCAUUUUCCAAAAAACCAAAGAUUUCCAGGGAGAUAAGACAAACAGAAGAUCUGAAUACUAAGAAGGAAAACUAUAUUUCUAACUAUACACUUGCUGAAAUGAGCAAAGGUCACAAUUUCCUCAAGGAAAAAGAUAAAAUCAGUGGUUUUGGAAGCAGCGUGGACAAAUACUUGAUGGAAGACAGUGAUGGUCAAUCUUUUAUUCACAAUCCCAGCCUCACAGUGACAGUGCCAAUUGCCCCUGGGGAAUCCGAUUUGGAAAAUAUGAAUGCUGAGGAACUUAGCAGCGAUUCAGAUAGUGAAUACAGCAAAGUGAGAUUAAACCAAUCAAGCUCCUCAGAGUGCAGCACAGUCGAUAACCCUUUGCCUGGAGAAGGAGAAGAAGCAGAAGCUGAACCUAUGAAUUCCGAUGAGCCAGAAGCCUGUUUCACAGAUGGUUGUGUCCGGAGGUUCUCAUGCUGCCAAGUUAACAUAGAGUCAGGGAAAGGAAAAAUCUGGUGGAACAUCAGGAAAACCUGCUACAAGAUUGUUGAACACAGUUGGUUUGAAAGCUUCAUUGUCCUCAUGAUCCUGCUCAGCAGUGGUGCCCUGGCUUUUGAAGAUAUAUAUAUUGAAAGGAAAAAGACCAUUAAGAUUAUCCUGGAGUAUGCAGACAAGAUCUUCACUUACAUCUUCAUUCUCGAAAUGCUUCUAAAGUGGAUAGCAUAUGGUUAUAAAACAUACUUCACCAAUGCCUGGUGUUGGCUGGAUUUCCUAAUUGUUGAUGUUUCUUUGGUUACUUUAGUGGCAAACACUCUUGGCUACUCAGAUCUUGGCCCCAUUAAAUCUCUUCGGACACUGAGAGCUUUAAGACCUCUAAGAGCCUUAUCUAGAUUUGAAGGAAUGAGGGUGGUUGUGAAUGCACUUAUAGGAGCAAUUCCUUCCAUCAUGAAUGUGCUACUUGUGUGUCUUAUAUUCUGGCUGAUAUUCAGCAUCAUGGGAGUAAAUUUGUUUGCUGGCAAGUUCUAUGAGUGUAUUAACACCACAGAUGGGUCACGGUUUCCUGCAAGUCAAGUUCCAAAUCGUUCUGAAUGUUUUGCCCUUAUGAAUGUUAGUCAAAAUGUGCGAUGGAAAAACCUGAAAGUGAACUUUGAUAAUGUCGGACUUGGUUACCUAUCUCUGCUUCAAGUUGCAACAUUUAAGGGAUGGACCAUUAUUAUGUAUGCAGCAGUGGAUUCCGUUAAUGUAGACAAGCAGCCCAAAUAUGAAUAUAACCUCUACAUGUAUAUUUAUUUUGUCAUCUUUAUCAUCUUUGGGUCAUUCUUCACUUUGAACUUGUUCAUUGGUGUCAUCAUAGAUAAUUUCAACCAACAGAAAAAGAAGCUUGGAGGUCAAGACAUCUUUAUGACAGAAGAACAGAAGAAAUACUAUAAUGCAAUGAAAAAGCUGGGGUCCAAGAAGCCACAAAAGCCAAUUCCUCGACCAAGGAACAAAAUCCAAGGAUGUAUAUUUGACCUAGUGACAAAUCAAGCAUUUGAUAUCAGUAUCAUGGUUCUUAUCUGUCUCAACAUGGUAACCAUGAUGGUAGAAAAGGAGGGUCAAAGUCCAUAUAUGACUGACGUUUUAUAUUGGAUAAAUGUGGUUUUUAUAAUCCUUUUCACUGGAGAAUGUGUGCUAAAACUGAUCUCCCUCAGAUACUACUACUUCACUGUAGGAUGGAAUAUUUUUGAUUUUGUGGUUGUGAUUAUCUCCAUUGUAGGUAUGUUUCUAGCUGAUUUGAUUGAAACAUAUUUUGUGUCCCCUACCCUGUUCCGAGUGAUCCGUCUUGCCAGGAUUGGCCGAAUCUUACGUCUAGUCAAAGGAGCAAAGGGGAUCCGCACACUGCUCUUUGCUUUGAUGAUGUCCCUUCCUGCAUUGUUUAACAUCGGCCUCUUGCUUUUCCUGGUCAUGUUCAUCUACGCCAUCUUUGGGAUGUCCAACUUUGCCUAUGUUAAAAAGGAAGAUGGAAUUAAUGACAUGUUCAAUUUUGAGACCUUUGGCAACAGUAUGAUUUGCCUGUUCCAAAUUACAACCUCUGCUGGCUGGGAUGGAUUGCUAGCGCCUAUUCUUAACAGUAAGCCACCCGACUGUGAUCCAAAAAAAGUUCAUCCUGGAAGUUCAGUUGAAGGAGACUGUGGUAACCCAUCUGUUGGAAUAUUCUACUUUGUCAGUUAUAUCAUCAUUUCCUUCCUGGUUGUGGUGAAUAUGUACAUUGCAGUCAUACUGGAGAAUUUUAGUGUUGCCACUGAAGAAAGUACUGAACCUCUGAGUGAGGAUGACUUUGAGAUGUUCUAUGAAGUUUGGGAGAAGUUUGAUCCAGAUGCAACUCAGUUUAUAGAAUAUAGCAAGCUCUCUGAUUUUGCAGCUGCCCUGGAUCCUCCUCUUCUCAUAGCAAAACCCAACAAAGUCCAGCUCAUUGCCAUGGAUCUGCCCAUGGUCAGUGGUGACCGAAUCCAUUGUCUUGACAUCUUAUUUGCUUUUACAAAGCGUGUUUUGGGUGAGAGUGGGGAGAUGGAUUCUCUUCGUUCACAGAUGGAAGAAAGGUUCAUGUCUGCAAAUCCUUCCAAAGUUUCCUAUGAACCCAUCACAACCACACUGAAACGGAAACAAGAGGAUGUGUCUGCUACUGUCAUUCAACGUGCUUAUAGACGUUACCGCUUAAGGCAAAAUGUCAAAAAUAUAUCAAGUAUAUACAUAAAAGAUGGAGACAGAGAUGAUGAUUUACUCAAUAAAAAAGAUAUGGUUUUUGAUAACGUUAAUGAGAACUCAAGUCCAGAAAAAACAGAUGCCACUUCAUCCACCACCUCUCCACCUUCAUAUGAUAGUGUAACAAAGCCAGACAAAGAGAAAUAUGAACAAGACAGAACAGAAAAGGAAGACAAAGGGAAAGACAGCAAGGAAAGCAAAAAAUAGAACUUCAUUUUUGAUAUAUUGUUUACAGCCUGUGAAAGUGAUUUAUUUGUGUUAAUAAAACUCUUUUGAGGAGGUCUAUGCCAAAAUCCUUUUUAUCACAAUACUCUCAAAGGCAGUGCAGUCACUAACCCUGAUUUCCUAAGAAAGGUGGGCAGCGUUAGCAGAUGGUUAUUUUUGCACUGAUGAUUCUGUAAGAAUCGUAAGAGAACUCUGUAGGAAUUAUUGAUUGUAGUAAACAAAGGUAAUUCAGUUUUUUGGUUUUUAAUAAAUCAGAAGACCACAUAGAAAACUUUUACAUCUGCCUUGUCAUCUUUUCACAGGAUUGUAAUUAUUCAUGUUUCUCAUGUAAAUAAACAACACACACACACACACAGAAAAAUCUAUUAUUUAUCUAUUAUUUGAAAAUCAACAAAAGUAUUUUGCCUUGGCUUUGCAAUGAGAUGCUUGAUAGAAGUAAUGAACAUUAGUAAUGAAUGUUUAGUUAAAAUGCAUUAUUAGGGAGCUUGACUUUUUAGCAAUGUACAGAGGUUAUUCUAUAUAUUGAGGUGCUUAAAUUUAUUCUACAUUGCAUUAGAACCAAUUUAUAUGUGCCUAUAAAAUGCCAUGGGAUUAAAAAUAUAUGUAGGCUAUUCGUUUCUACAAAUGCUUUUCAUUCAUCUUGACUCACAUGCCAACAAGCAUAAUACUUACCUUUAGAGUAUUGUGUUUCAUAGCGUUUCUUCUUUCAUAUCCCUCUUUGUUCUUAGAAUAACCACAGAACUUGAAAAAUUAUUCUAAGUACAUAUUACACUCCUCAAAAAAUAAAGAUAACUGAGGAAAAAAGUAAUUGACGGAAGUUCUAUUUGCUAUUACUUAUAUAGCCUAACAUUGGACUGUGCUGCCCAAAAUACUGAUAAUAGUCUCUUAAACUUUUGUCAAAUUUUCCUGCUUUCUCAUGCAGUAUUGUUUAGUCAUCCUUUAGCUGUAAGCAAAGUUGAUGAAAUCCUUCCUGUUAUGCAGUUAGUUGUUUGACCAUGGUAUAUGUUUGAGCAGAUAAUAACCUUGGCACAGUAUUGCAUCACUUGUAUACAAUCCUGUGUUUGGCAAGCUUUCAAGACAUAUAAUAUGACAGACUUUCAACACAGAUAUGUGUUUAGUAUGAAUAAAAAAGCAUUGAAAUAGGGAUUCUUGCCAACCUGCUCUCUUGCCACCAACUUACUUUCCUAAAUUAUGGAAGUAAUCUUUUAGAUCUAUAUAUUUCAAUGUAUACAAUGAGGAAGAUGUCACCUUCUCCUUAAAAUUCUAUUAUAUGAAAUAUAUUUUGCCUCAAUCAACACAGUACCAUGGGCUUCUAAUUUAUCAAGCACAUAUUCAUUUUGCAUUAGCUGUAUACAUCUAGUUUUUUGAAAACACCUAUUAAUAGUACUUUGAAAAGAAAUAACCAUAAUGCUUUUUUUCAUGAGUUUAUUUCAGGAAUAUGAGAUCUCUCUUCUAUAAAGUUAUUCAUGCACAGGCAAAAGUUGAGCUACACAGAUAGAACAUAGUUUUAUUUAGAAGAUUUUUGUGGGAGGUUUUGAAGUGAAUAUAUAAAACAUCUUUCACUAAUUUGCUUUUCAUAUUUAAAAAAUAAUAAAUUACAUUUAUAUAAUAAAUGUUUAAAGCACAUAUUUUUGUUGUUCUGAAAAUUUAAAAAGAAAGAGGAUUUAAAUGUACUUAUAGAAACGAACAGUUACGGUUAAAGAAUGAGACAGGAAGUCUAGAAUGUUUUUAAAUUGUGAUAUAUUUUACAACAUCCGUUAUGACUUUGAGACAUUUGUUCUAAUGUACGUAUAAAACUAUAUCUAGGGCUAAAGAUUCUUUAUACCAUCUUAGGUUCAUUCAUCUUAGGUUAUUUGAACCACUUUUUAAUUUAAUAUGAAAGACAGCAUGCAGUGUUUUCCGAGACUAUAUAGAUCAUUGCAUCCCAUACCUGCCAAGCCUGUUGGAAAUAGGUUUUGAUAAUUUAAGUAGGGACCUACACAAAACAUAUUACAUUCAUCAAAUUUUUUAAUACAUUCAAUUAAGGAUUUAACAUCACCUUAAAUCUGAAUUCAAUCUAUCAUUAUUUCAAACUCACAAAUUAACUGCAUUAUGAAUACUUACAUAAUAUAGUAUGAAAAGAUGUUUGACAGGUUUGUGUGUAAUUUUCUAUUAAUGUUUUUACAUUGCCUUGUUUUUAUGUAAAAUAAAAAAUAUGGGCAACUGGUUCAUUAACACAAUUUCUUCUUAGCAUUUCAAAAAUAUAUAUAAAGUUUUUCUUUUUCCUAUUUCAUGAACUAUGAUUUUUCUAAAAAAUAACAUGGUUAAGUUUUAUAUAGAUGUAUGUUUGUUUCAGAAAUAUCUACUUGUGACUUUUUAUCAAUUAAAUACAAUUAUUUGGAAGAAAGAGCCUAUUAAGUAUAAGUUGAAGUAAAAUUAGACUUCUCUUUCCGUGUGGAUUACUGUUUGUACUGAUUGUAUCACCCUUCAGAAGGCACUGUCAUAUUAAUAUUUAAAUUUUAUAAUCACUGAACUUAUUACACCCAAUAAUACAGAAUGGCAGUUACACUGAAGAAUUUAAUUUAGAAUAAAAUGGAAGCAAACAGGUUUUCUAAAAAAUUUUUUUAACUGACCAGGUCUCGCUCUGUCACCCAGGCUAGAGUGCAGUUGCACAAUCAUGGCUCUCUGCAGUCUCAACUCUGGGCUCAAGCAACCCUCCUGCCUCAGCCUCCCAAGUAGCUAGGACUACAGGUACAUGCCACCAUGCCCAGCUAAUAUUUAAAUUUUUGUAGAUAAGGGGUCUUGCUAUGUUGCCCCAGGCUAGUCUCAAAUUCCUGGCUUCAAGUGGUCCUACUGCAAUGACCUGCCAACAUGCUGGGAUUAUAGGCAUAAGCCACCAUGCCCCAAACAGGUUUGAACACAAAUCUUUUGAAUGAAAAUUAGAGAAUCUAAUUUUAGCAUUUUGAUAGUUACCUAGUUUGCAAAAGAUUUGGGUGACUUGUGAGCUGUUUUUAAAUGCUGAUUGUUGAACAUCACAGAUAUUUAGCAUGAUUUUAUAGAAUUUUGAUAGCUUUAUUAAAAAGAGUGAAAAUAAAAUGCAUACAUAAAUAAAGCAGUUCUAAAUAGCUAUUUCAGAGAAAUGUUAAUAGAAGUACUGAGAGAAGGGCCAACUAAAUUAGGAUGGCCAGGGAAUUGGCCUGGGUUUAGGACCUAUGUAUAAAGGCCUCCAGUUUUUAAAAAAUAUCUGUGGUUUAUUAUGUUAUUAUCUUCCUGAGGAAAACAAUCAAGAAUUGCUUCAUGAAAAUAAAUAAAUAGCCAAGAAUAUAAUAAAGCUGUUUACAUAGGAUUCUUUACAAAUUUCGUAGAUCUAUGAAUGCUCAAAAUGUUUGAGUUUGUCAUAAAUUAUAUUGUAGUUAUACUUGAGACUGAUACAUUGUAAUAUAAUCUAAGAAUAAAAGUUAUACAAAAUAAAA
Messenger RNA from Piliocolobus tephrosceles (Ugandan red Colobus), 9782 nucleotides. It is a transcript of the gene SCN9A, whose product is annotated as sodium voltage-gated channel alpha subunit 9. The record is from RefSeq and is a predicted model, not a curated record. Gene Ontology annotation, molecular function: voltage-gated sodium channel activity; protein binding. Gene Ontology annotation, cellular component: plasma membrane; voltage-gated sodium channel complex. The transcript is spliced from 27 exons. Lineage: Eukaryota; Metazoa; Chordata; Mammalia; Primates; Cercopithecidae. Gene Ontology annotation, biological process: membrane depolarization during action potential; neuronal action potential; sodium ion transmembrane transport. The coding region runs from base 346 to 6312 and encodes 1988 amino acids.